Messenger RNA from Triticum turgidum subsp. durum (durum wheat), 774 nucleotides. The record is from the annotation of a GenBank genome assembly. Lineage: Eukaryota; Viridiplantae; Streptophyta; Magnoliopsida; Poales; Poaceae.
AUGGGAUCGAUCACCGACAUGGCGGUCAUCAAGAUGCUCCUGCUCCCAGCGCUGUUCGCAUUGCUGCUCCGGGCAGCAUCGGCGGCUCAAUGGACGCCCGCCCACGCGACGUUCUACGGCGGCGGCGACGCGUCCGGCACCAUGGGCGGCGCCUGCGGGUACGGCAACCUGUACGGCGCGGGGUACGGCACGCAGACGACGGCGCUGAGCACCGCCCUCUUCAACAACGGCGCGUCCUGCGGGGCGUGCUUCACGAUCGCGUGCGACACGCGCAAGUCGCGGAUGUGCAAGCCGGGGACCUCCAUCACCGUCACGGCCACCAACUUCUGCCCGCCCAACUACGCGCUCGCCGGCGACAACGGCGGCUGGUGCAACCCGCCGCGGCAGCACUUCGACAUGGCCCAGCCGGCGUGGGAGACCAUCGCUGUGUACAAGGCCGGCAUCGUCCCCGUCAACUACAGGAGGGUGCGCUGCCAGCGGAGCGGCGGGAUCAGGUUCACCAUCAACGGGCACAGCUACUUCGAGCUGGUGCUGGUGACCAACGUGGGCGGCAGCGGUGGCGUGGCGCAGAUGUGGAUCAAGGGCUCCCGCACCAACUGGAUGGAGAUGAGCCGGAACUGGGGCGCAAACUGGCAGAGCAACGCCAAGCUCGACGGGCAGAGCCUCUCGUUCCGCGUCAAAUCCGACGACGGCCGCGUCGUCACGGCCAACGACGUCGCGCCGCCCGGGUGGUGGUUCGGCGGCACGUACACGUCCGGGGCUCAGUUGUACUGA